AAGCAGAGGCGGAGACUGACCCGGAAAUAGUUUUAUUUGAGGCGGUUUAGACCCGGAAGUGGCGCCAUCACCAGCGACGUUCAGUCAGCGUGUUAGCAGACCUGCUACCUGUUUUAUCUGUCAGAGUUGUAACAGAGGAUAAAACAAAAUGAGUCUUUUGAAUAAGCCAAAGUCGGAGAUGACCCCUGAGGAGCUGCAGAAGCGUGAGGAGGAGGAGUUUAACACCGGGCCGCUGUCUGUCCUCACGCAGUCCGUCAAGAACAACACGCAGGUGCUGAUCAACUGCCGCAACAACAAGAAGCUGCUGGGUCGAGUCAAAGCCUUCGACAGACACUGUAACAUGGUCCUGGAGAACGUAAAGGAGAUGUGGACUGAGGUGCCUAAGAGCGGAAAGGGAAAGAAGAAGUCCAAACCAGUGAAUAAAGACCGUUACAUCUCCAAGAUGUUCCUGAGAGGAGACUCGGUCAUCGUGGUGCUGAGGAAUCCACUGAUCACCGGCAAAUAACUUGUAUACUCUGAAGCGCGCACAUUCUCACACACACACACACACACACACACACACACACACACACACACACACACACACACUGCUCUCAGUGAGAGACAUGGUGUGUGACAGUAGUACUGAUUGUGUCACUUUGACUGGUUUGUGUUCUGAAUAAAUGUUUUGUAUUUACAGUCA
Molecule: messenger RNA, 682 nt
Organism: Pangasianodon hypophthalmus (striped catfish)
Lineage: Eukaryota; Metazoa; Chordata; Actinopteri; Siluriformes; Pangasiidae
Gene: snrpd2
Product: small nuclear ribonucleoprotein D2 polypeptide
Exons: 3
Coding region: 149-505 (118 amino acids)
Biological process (GO): RNA splicing; spliceosomal snRNP assembly
Cellular component (GO): U5 snRNP; precatalytic spliceosome; catalytic step 2 spliceosome
Molecular function (GO): RNA binding
Source: RefSeq, a predicted model, not a curated record